Molecule: messenger RNA, 1748 nt
Organism: Cornus florida
Lineage: Eukaryota; Viridiplantae; Streptophyta; Magnoliopsida; Cornales; Cornaceae
Product: hydroquinone glucosyltransferase-like
Exons: 2
Coding region: 128-1540 (470 amino acids)
Molecular function (GO): UDP-glycosyltransferase activity
Source: RefSeq, a predicted model, not a curated record
UUAAUCUCUGUAUAUUAUAAUUAUUUACACACACAUAUGCACAUAUAGAGCGUGUAUAUAUAGACACUAGGCACUAGGAAAAACUCAUUUUUCUUAGUAUCUUCUGCAAACAACUCCUAACUCCGCAAUGGAACCUACCCAACAAACACACCACAUAGCCAUUCUACCCACACCCGGGAUGGGUCACCUCAUCCCACUCACUGAGUUCGCCAAGCGACUCGUCCUCCACCACCACUUCUCCGUCACCUUCUUCGUCCCCACCGACAAUUCGCCAAUGAAGUCCCAAAAGGCCGUUCUCGAAUCCCUACCCAGCUCCAUAAACUACAUCUUCCUCCCGCCGGCGAGCUUCGACGACCUCCCCGACGGCGACCGGAUCGAAACCCGUAUCUCACUCAGCGUGACUCGGUCACUCCCGGCUCUCCGCGACUCGUUCAAGUCCUUGACCGAGUCAACUCGUCUGUCCGCCCUGGUCGUUGAUCUUUUCGGUACGGACGCGUUUGACGUGGCGAAGGAAUUCGGUGUUCCGCACUACAUUUUCUUCCCUACAACCGCGAUGCUACUGUCGUUGAUCUUCUACUUACCCAAGCUUGAUCAGUCGACUGAUUGCGAGUACAGAGAUCUAACAGAACCGGUGAAAUUACCCGGGUGUGUUCCGAUUCAUGUUGUUGACCUGAUAGACCCGCUUCAAGAUAGAAAGAACAGUGCCUACAAGUGGACUCUUCACCAUGCCAAAAGGUAUGUUAUGGCUCAUGGAAUUAUGGUGAAUAGCUUCAUGGACUUGGAACCGGGUUCAUUUAAGGCUUUGAGGGAAGAUUGGCCGGGUAUGCCGCCGGUUUAUCCGGUUGGACCGCUGGUUCAGGCCGGUUCAGACCGGGUUGAUGGGUGUGAGUGCUUGGAGUGGUUGGAUCAGCAGCCUAAAGGGUCAGUCCUAUUUGUGUCAUUUGGGAGUGGUGGCACAUUGUCCCAUGAACAGCUAAAAGAAUUGGCAUUUGGAUUGGAGAUGAGUCAGCAAAGGUUUGUUUGGGUUGUCAGAAGCCCACAUGAAGAGGCUUCAUAUGCCACUUACUUCACUGCCCAAACCAUUAAGGACCCUUUUGAUUAUUUACCAAAAGGGUUCAUGGAUAGGACCAGAGGGUUGGGUCUAGUGGUCCCAUCAUGGGCACCUCAGGUUCAGGUCCUGAGCCAUGGUUCCACUGGAGGGUUCUUGACCCAUUGUGGGUGGAACUCAAUCUUGGAGGGUAUAGCCUAUGGGGUGCCCUUAAUUGCUUGGCCACUCUAUGCAGAGCAGAGGAUGAAUGCGGUGUUACUUACCGAUUAUCUGAAGGUCGCGUUGCGGGUUCGGAUGAAUGAGAAUGGCAUAGUGGGAAGAGAGGCCAUUGCGAAGUAUGUAAAAGGGCUAAUUGAAGGAGAAGAAGGGUUGGUGAUUAGAAAAAGGAUGAGAGAUCUAAAAGAUGCAGCUGCAAUGGCUUUGAGCCAAGAUGGGUCGUCAACGAAGUCACUCGCCGAGGUGGCUCAGAUGUGGAGUAACCAGGAAUACUAAUACAUCCACGUAGUUUGGACUAGAACUCUCUCCCUCCUUUCUGUUUCAAUGUCAUAAAUGAAAAAAUAGUGUACCAAGUAUCUUUAUUACCCUGGUUAAUGAAUACCCGUUAUUUUCAACAUAAAAUACUCUUUCUGUCUUAAAAAAAAAUGUUAAGUCUUGUUUUUUAAUCCGUCUCAAUAAAAUAGUUCUUUUUUUUUUUUUUUAA